GAUAUACUAUUUUUUUAAAAACAAAACUUUAGAAUUGAGUUCCUAGCUGCUACCAUUAACUUGGAAAAAAAAAAUGCCUGUAUUCGGUAGGCUAGAGACUGAAGUUGCGGCUAAGGCUCCUGCUUAUAAGUUCCACGAGGUUAACAGCAAGAGAAUACAUGAGACAGCCAAAAUUUGCCCCAAGUAUUUUCAGAAAAUUGAUUUAAAAGAAGGUGAAUGGGGAGGAGAGGGCUCUGUCACGUGCUGGUAUUUUGUCAUUGAUGGGAAAGCUGUAAUGUCUAGGGAGAUACUUGAAAAGGUGGAUAAUGAAAACCAGUCUGUCACAUACAAUGUGAUUGGAGGAGUACUCAAGGAGACUUACCAGAGUUUCAAAUUCAUUGUGCAAGCCAUUCCAAAGGAUGAGGGGAGUUUGGUCCGUUGGACUUUAAUAUAUGAGAAACUAAAUGUAGAUGUUCCUGAUCCAAAUGCAAUGCUUCAGUUUGGAAUUGAUGUGACCACAGAAAUCGAUGCAUAUCUUACCCAGGAGGAGCUGGAAAAAAAGACUAUGGCAUGAUGCAUAUGAAAUAGCAUAAUAUGUUUUAACCCAGAAGAAGAAGAAGAAGAAUAAGCACAAUAUGCUAUGUAAAAUAAAAGGUCGGGAGUAUAAGACUUCCUUUGUAUUAUUGAUAAUCUGUACUCAUCGUAUGUUAUGUUUCUAUGCUAAUAAGCACAAUAUGUUGUGUACUAUAAAAGUUCGGGAGAAUAAGACUUCCUCGUAUUGUUUCUCACAUGUACUGUCAUGUUAUCUUUAUAUGCAUAUUAUGUGGGCAUCUUCCUUUAUUGCCUCAUGCAGCUUGUUCUCAGGAUUGUAAUAUUGUAUACAUUAAAUUAAUAAUGCUUUCGGUUUAUGUAUUGAAAACUGUA
Messenger RNA from Quercus robur (English oak), 903 nucleotides. Its product is annotated as MLP-like protein 34. Gene Ontology annotation, biological process: defense response. Bases 74 to 553 code for a protein of 159 amino acids. The transcript has 2 exons. NCBI's taxonomy places the organism in Eukaryota, Viridiplantae, Streptophyta, Magnoliopsida, Fagales, Fagaceae. The record is from RefSeq and is a predicted model, not a curated record.